Molecule: messenger RNA, 1924 nt
Organism: Osmerus eperlanus (European smelt)
Lineage: Eukaryota; Metazoa; Chordata; Actinopteri; Osmeriformes; Osmeridae
Product: putative nuclease HARBI1
Exons: 9
Coding region: 473-1543 (356 amino acids)
Source: RefSeq, a predicted model, not a curated record
CUGUGUUCCUGUUAGAGCCACCAGCACAAGCACCAGACGAUGCUGAUCCAGGUGAAGGCCCCAGUGCAGCAGCAACAGCACAUGAUGGAGACGAUGAUGAGGAGGAGACCAUCUCUCUGGAUUCCAGAAGGCAUGAGGACCCAGAUGCUAUACAGUGGGAAAACCAGCCUGGCAACAUAAGCUCACAAGCUAUCAGAAAGUUGUAUGGCAACCACCUCCGGCGCCAAAUAGAACUGGCAGACAUAGACAUUCAGUACAAGAAGAAAAAGAUGGAAAAUCUUGCACUGGAGUCCGAAAUAAAAAAGAGGACAAUUAGGAAACUGGACCUUGAAAUAAAAAAACUUGAGAGGGAGCUCCAAGAAGAUGACACAGCUGAAAAUAAAAAUUAGCAAUCAGUACAACCAAGUCAUCGUUAUAAGGCAUCGCCCUCUUUUGCCCACCCCCCCAGCACCAGGUGUGGCCACUAGCCUAUAUGAAGGCCCAAAAUUGUGUGUUCCUUUCUGCUCUGACAAUGGCAUGCCCAUUCGUGCGAGAUGUGGUGGAUGAAGAAGCACUUGUGCUGAGGAGAGCCUUCAGGCGAGAAAGGGUCUUCAGGGACCGGUUGGACCCACUGGCCUUCCCUGAUGACCAUCUAUAUGAAAGAUACAGGUUUUCUGCAGAUGGCAUCAGGUAUCUAUGCAGACUACUGGGUCCCAGGAUUAAGCACCGCACUGCACGGAGCCAUGCACUGAGUGUGGAGCAAAUGGUUUGUGUGGCCUUGCGCUUUUUUGCUAGUGGAGCCUUCCUGUACUCAGUGGGGGAUGCAGAACAGCUGAACAAGGCCACAAUUUGCCGCACAAUAAGGAGUGUGUGUCUGGCUAUCAAAGCAUUAGCAGAUGUCUUCAUCUCCUUCCCUGGCCACAGAAGACUCUGUGACAUCAAAGAGGAGUUCUAUAGGAUUGCAGGUUUCCCCAAUGUCAUUGGUGCAGUGGACUGCACACACAUAAGGAUAAAAGCCCCCUCAGGUGCCCAUGAGGCCGAUUUUGUGAAUAGGAAAUCCUUUCACAGCAUUAAUGUUCAGAUGGUCUGCAAUGCUGACUGUGUGAUCAGCAAUGUUGUGGCAAAAUGGCCUGGCUCAGUCCAUGACUCCAGAAUCUUUCGGGCCUCUGAAAUCUAUCAGUGCCUAUCACAAGGUGAAUUCUCUGGUGUGUUGCUGGGAGACAGGGGGUAUGGCUGCCAGCCUUUUCUCCUGACACCUUUCACAGACCCCCAGGAAGCACAGCAGGCCUACAACCAUGCCCAUGCCAGGACCAGGGCCAGAGUUGAAAUGACCUUUGGCCUCCUGAAGGCACGCUUUCACUGCCUUCACAAAUUAAGGGUCAGCCCUGUUAGGGCAUGUGAUAUUACUGUGGCUUGUGCUGUCCUCCACAAUGUGGCCUGCCUGAGGAAGGAGAGGGCCCCCAGAGUGCCACCAGCCAUGGACUGGGACAAUCCGGCAAUCUUCCCUGAUGACGACAGUGGUCGGCUGCUGAGGGACCAAUAUGUGUUGAAUUAUUUUAGUUAGUAUGUGUGCUUUCAAUUUUGGUUAAAUAUGUCCUGCGGUGGCAGAGGAAUUUGGUUUUUUUUGGGUUCGUUUUUUUACGAAUUUGGCCUCUUAUGAUGUUUGUGCGGUAUACUGUGUGUAAUACAAGGCUGCAGGGAGGCUACUGCAUCCAUUCAUUUGUCUGUUCAGUUGAUGUGUAUGGAUUUGUCCUGCAUUUAUUUUAGUGUGCAGACAUGCAGGGUGUGUUAUAUACAGACCUUUGAAUGUGUAUGUAUCAUUUUGUAUAAUAUGCUUGGAUUCUGUGCUUUCCAUCUUGUAGAGUCACUGUGACUUCAGUUUCGAAAGGAGCUGAUGGUUUACCUGCUUUGUUUUGUCCUUAUUCAAUAAAGGAACAUAAUGUUA